AUGUCUCCCAGCGUUUCGAGCUCGGCUAGGAGGCUAACUAGCCAGACCCUUCGGAGCUGUAAAACCUCGUCAGUCUCCUGCUCCUCUGCACUGCGGCCCUUGAUCUCGACAGUGGCGCCCUUCUCAACCUCGAAACCCCGGUCGCAAGAGCAUGCUGCCCCAUCUCCGUCUCCGGCAGAAGAACUCCGUCGAUGGGCACGCACACCCGAGCGGAUGAAGGCCUCAUUUUCGCCUCAUAUUACCAAAAACCCUAAAAAUUCUGUUUGGACUGUCAACGAAGAUCCGGCGAAACUCGACGACGCCCUAAACAACCUGCUGGGCAAUGGUGGUGAGCGAUUGCUUCCCGAUGAGCUUAAAUGGCUUGCCAUCACGCACAAAUCUUUCGACCAGGGCCGUCGGGGUUUCAAUGACCGCUUGGCAUACUUGGGCAGGCAAAUUGCCGUUACAGAGGCCAUGCAAAGUAUUCUCAGCGAGAACGCAGGAGCACUUGGGGAGAAGACAAUGGAGAAGGAUCUUUUCGGAGAACGCAGAGAACCAUUUCAGAGCGAUAUGCUGGACAGGGCAGACCGGCUGAGCCAUCAGCUACCGGAUUCCGUCUUCGACUUGGAAAAGAUGCGGCGGUUGGCUGUCGAAACAAGAAUCAGCACAGUGGUGAGGUGGAAGCCGAGAAAGCCGGAAAGUCUGAAGGCCUCGGGUAUCUCAAUCGUCAUGUCGGGAGCGCUCUACGCGAUCGUGGGAGCCAUUGCGUUACAGCAUGGCGGAAAAGUUGCCAGCAGAGUGGUCAGGGAGCGAAUAAUAAAGAAGCUUAGGGCAUAA
Messenger RNA from Pestalotiopsis fici W106-1, 816 nucleotides. RefSeq lists its product as uncharacterized. Gene Ontology annotation, cellular component: mitochondrial large ribosomal subunit. The transcript has 2 exons. Bases 1 to 816 code for a protein of 271 amino acids. Gene Ontology annotation, molecular function: ribonuclease III activity; structural constituent of ribosome. Lineage: Eukaryota; Fungi; Ascomycota; Sordariomycetes; Amphisphaeriales; Sporocadaceae. The record is from RefSeq and is a predicted model, not a curated record. Gene Ontology annotation, biological process: mitochondrial translation; RNA processing.